AUGAGCUCUGAUGCGGAGAUGGCCAUUUUUGGAGAAGCAGCUCCCUACCCGCGGAAAUCAGAGAAGGAGAGAAUCGAGGCUCAAAAUCGCCCAUUUGAUUCUAAGAAGGCUUGCUUUGCAGUGGAUGAUAAGGAAUUUUAUGUGAAAGGUAUGAUCCAGAGCAAGGAAAAUGACAAAGUCACAGUCAAGACCCUCGACGACCGGACACUCACUCUGAACAGUGAACAGGUCUUCCCCAUGAACCCUCCCAAAUUUGACAAGAUCGAGGACAUGGCCAUGAUGACCCACCUGCACGAGCCAGCAGUGCUGUACAACCUCAAAGAGCGUUACGCAGCCUGGAUGAUCUAUACCUACUCGGGCCUCUUCUGUGUCACCGUCAACCCCUACAAGCGGCUGCCGGUGUACAACCCCGAGGUGGUGACGGCCUACAGAGGCAAAAAGCGCCAGGAGGCCCCGCCCCACCUCUUCUCCAUCUCUGACAACGCCUACCAGUUCAUGCCGACUGAUCGAGACAACGAGUCCAUCCUCGUCACCGGAAAAUCCGGGGCUGGGAAGACAGUGAACACCCAGCGUGUCGUCCAGUACUUUGCAACAAUUGCGGUCACUGGGGAGAAGAGGAAGGAGCAGCGGCCGGGCAAGAUGCAGGGAACCCUGGAAGACCAGAUCACCCAGGCCAACCCCCUCCUGGAGGCCUUUAGAAAGGCCAAGACCGUGAGGAAUGACAACUCCUCGAGAUUCGGGAAGCUCAUUCGCAUUCACUUUGGGGCCACAGGAAAGCUGGCGUCAGCAGACAUUGAAACCUAUCUCUUAGAAAAAUCCAGGGUGACAUUUCAGUUAUCCCGUGAGAGAAGCUAUCAUAUUUUUUACCAAAUCAUGUCAAACAAGAAGCCGGAACUUAUCGACCUGCUUCUCAUUUUAACCUACCCCUUAGUCGUCCCCUUUGUGAGCCAAGGAGAGGUCACCGUGGCCACUAUUGACGACAGUGAGGAACUGUUGGCCACUGAUAAUGACACUGACAUCCUGGGCCUCAGCUCAGAGGAGGAAGUUGGGAUCUACAAGCUCACAGGCGCCAUGAUGCACUACGGGAACAUGAAAUUCAAGCAGAAACAGCGGGAAGUGCAGGCAGAGCCAGACGGCACCGAAGUGGCUGACAAAGCUGGGUACCUGAUGGGUCUGAAUUCUGCAGAAAUGCUGAAAGGCCUGUGCUGUCCAAGGGUGAAGGUUGGGAACGAAUAUGUCACUAAAGGGCAAAAUGUCCAGCAGGUGACCAAUUCGGUGGGCGCUCUGGCCAAAGCCGUCUACGAGAAGAUGCUCCUGCGGGUGGUCACCCGCAUCAACCAGCAGCUGGACACCAAGCAGCCCAGGCAGUACUUCACUGGGGUCUUGGACGUCACUGGCUUUGAGAUCUUUGACUUCAACAGCCUGGAGCAGCUGUGCAUCAACUUCACCAAUGAGAAGCUGCAGCAGUUCUUCAACCACCACAUGUUCGUGCUGGAGCAGGAGGAGUACAAGAAGGAGGGCAUCGCGUGGGAGUUCAUCGACUUCGGGAUGGACCUGGCCGCCUGCAUGGAGCUCCUCGAGAAGCCUAUGGGCAUCUUCUCCAUCCUGGAAGAGGAGUGCAUGUUCCCCAAGGCCACAGACACCUCCUUCAAGAACAAGCUGUAUGACCAGCACUUGGGCAAGUCCAACAACUUCCAGAAGCCCAAGCCUGCCAAAGGCAAGGCUGAGGCCCACUUCUCCCUGAUCCACUACGCAGGCACUGUGGACUACAACGUUGCCGGGUGGCUGGACAAGAACAAGGAACCCCUGAACGAGACGGUGGUCGGCCUGUACCAGAAGUCUUCGCUGAAGCUGCUGUCCUUCCUUUUUUCCAACUAUGCUGGUGCAGAAGCAGGCGACGCCAGGGUGAGCAAGAAGGGCGGGAAGAAGAAGGGCUCCUCUUUCCAGACUGUGUCCACUGUGUUCAGGGAAAAUUUAAACAAAUUGAUGGCCAAUUUAAGAAGCACCCGUCCUCACUUUGUGCGAUGUCUGAUUCCCAAGACUCCUGCUGACUAUGGCUUCCUGCCCUUGUCUGGGGAUAUUAAUUUACUCGGUCACCCCUUUAACCCACAUUUACUGAGCUGCAGUUCCGUGCUGGGGCCUCUGCUUGGCACUGGGGAUGCAGAAAUGAGCCCUGGCCUCCAGGAACCCAUAGAGGAGCAGAAAGCAGACACGUGCGUGGCUAGCUUUAACGCCUAUGACAAGCGCAAUGUCAGUUAUAUUCGGGGCGGGGGGGACUCGUUGGGGGACUCCAUCUUCUGCAUCCAGCACAACAUCUGAUGUUUUAUGAACGUCAAGCACUGGCCCUGGAUGAACCUGUUCUUCAAGAUCAAGCCCCUGCUGAAGAGUGCAGAGGCCGAGAAGGAGAUGGCCACCAUGAAGGAAGGAUUUGAGAGAGCCAACGAAGAACUGGCCACAGCUGAGGCUCAUCGGAAGGAACUGCAGGAGAAAAUGGUGUCCCUGCGGCAGGAAAAUAAUGACCUCCAGCUGCACGUCCAGUCUGAAACAGAAAGCCUGAUGGAUGCCGAGGAACGGUGCGAGGGGCUCAUCAAAAGGAAGAUUCAGCUGGAGGCCAAAGUGAAGGAGCUAAACGAGAGGCUGGAAGAGGAGGAGGGGAUGAAUUCUGAACUGGUUGCCAAGAAGAGGAACCUGGAAGAUAAAUGCUCCUCCCUCAAAAGAGACACUGACGACCUGGCGCUGACCCUUACCGAGGUGGAGAAGGAGAAGCACGCCACGGAGAACAAGGUAAAGAAUCUUUCAGAAGAAAUGACAGCGCUUGAAGAAAACAUUUCCAAACUGACCAAAGAGAAGAAACCUCUGCAGGAAGCCCAUCAGCAAACAUUGGAGGAUCUUCAGGUUGAAGAAGACAAAGCCAGUGGUCUCACCAAAAUAAAAGUCAGGCUGGAGCAGCAAGCAGAUGGCAGUAACGUGGAAAGAACGUGCCAGACUGUGGAAGACCAAUUUAAUGAAGUCAAGGCCAAGGAUGACCAACAGACACAGUUAAUCCAUGAUCUGAACAUGCAGAAGGCGAGGCUGCAGACCCAAAAUGGGGAGCUGAGCCACCAAGUGGAAGAGAAGAAGGCUCUGAUUUCACAGCUAACCGAAAGCAAGCAGGCCCUCACCCAGCAGCUGGAGGAGCUUAAGAGGCAGCUAGAAGAAGAAACCACGGCCAAGAGUGCCCUGGCCCACGCCCUGCAGUCCUCCCGCCACGACUGUGACCUGCUGUGGGAACAGUAUGAGGAGGAGCAGGAAGCCAAGGCCGAGAUGCAGAGGGCGCUGUCCAAGGCCAACAGCGAGGUGGCCCAGUGGAGGACCAAAUACGAGACGGACGCCAUCCAGCACACAGAGGAGCUGGAGGAGGCCAAGAAAAAACUGGCCCAGAGGCUCCAGGAAGCAGAGGAAAACACAGAGGCUGUGAGCUCCAAGAGUGCUUCCUUGGAGAAAACCAAGCAGAGGCUCCAGGGAGACGUGGACGACCUGAUGCUGGAUUUGGAGCAGGCCAACACCACCUGCGCCUGCCUGGACAAGAAGCGGAGGAACUUCGAUGAGGUCCUCACAGAGUGGAAACAAAAAUUGGGAGAGUUGGAAGCUGCUCAGAAAGAGUCCGGGUCACUUAGUACUGAAAUCUUCAAGAUGCGCAAUGCCUACGAGCAGGUGGUGGGUCAGUUAGAGACACUGAGACCGGAGAACAAAAUUCUGCAAGAAGAGAUUUCUGACUUAACCGUGCAGAUUGCGGAAAUGAGCACGAAUCUUCAGCAAGUGGAGAAGACCAAGAAGCAAGUGGAAGAAAAGUCAGACCUCCAGGCUGCCCUAGAAGAGGUGGAGGGUUCCCUGGAGCACGAAGAGAGCAAGAUUUUGCGUGUCCAGCUAGAGAAGGACAGAGAAAUCGAGCAGCUGAAAAGAAACAGCCAGUGGGCAGCAGAGGCCAUGCAGAGCGUGCUGGAUGCUGAGAUCUGGAGCCGGAAUGAUGCUCUGAGGCUGAAGAAGAAGAUGGAGGGGGACCUCAGUGAGAUGGAGAUUCAGCUGCGCCACUCCAACCGCCAGGUGGCAGAAACCCAGAAACACCGCUCAGUCCAGAGCCAGCUCAAGGACUGCCAGCUGCAUCUGGAUGAUGCCCUGAGAGGCAAUGAGGACCUCAAGGGGCAGCCGGCCAUCGUGGAGCGCAGGAAUGGCCUCUUGCUGGAGGAGCCGGAGGAGAGCAAGGUGGCCCUGGAGCAGACGGAGCGGACCCGUAAACUGUCGGAGCAGGGGCUGCUGGAUGCCAGCGACCGCGUGCAGCUCCUUCACUCCCAGAACACGUGCCUGAUAAAUAGCAAGAAAAAACUGGAAGCUGACAUAGCCCAAUGCCAGGCAGAGGUGGAGAACUCUAUCCAGGAGUCCAAAAAUGCAGAGGAGAAGGCCAGGAAGGCCAUCACGGAUGCGGCCAUGAUGGCCGAGGAGCUGAAGAAGGGGCAGGACACCAGCGCCCACCUGGGGCGGAUGAAGAAGAACCUGGAGCAGACGGUGAAGGACCUGCAGCACCACCUGGACGAGGCUGAGCAGCUGGCCCUGAAGGGCGGGAAGAAGCAGAUCCAGAAGCUGGAGGUGCGGGAGUCACAUAGCAGGCUAGAGGCUGAGCAGAAGAGGGGAGCCCAGGCCCUGAAGGGCGCGCACAGAUACGAACGGAAGGUCAAGGAAAUGACUUACCAGGCCGAGGAGGGCCGCUAGAACAUACUCAGGCUCCAGGACCUGGUGGACAAGCUGCAGGCCAAAGUGAAGGCUUCCAGGAAGCAGGCGGAGGAGGCCGAGGAGCAGGCCAACACACAGCUGUCCAGGUGCCGGAGGGUCCAGCGCGGGCUGGAGGAGGCCGAGGAACGGGCGGACAUCGCCGAGUCCCAGGUCAACAAGCUGCGGGCCAAGAGCCGCGACGUGGGGGCCCCGGUGAGAGCAGACUUCCUCCCCAGACGUCCUAGGACCCAGGACCAGGCAGCACCCAGCAGAGUUUGGAGGGUGGCUGUCAGUGCACCGUCCCUGCUGCUGGUCGUGCAGCCACAAAAGUCACCGCUUUAGCCUAGACCCCGUGGUUCCAGGCUCACAGGAGCAGUGCGGGACCAGGGGCCAGACCACCCUAUCAUCCCCGCCCCUCCCUGUUGCAAGAGGCGCUGCCCAAGAAGCCUCUGCUUUGGGGGGGAUUCACCCCAACUCCGGGAGCUCGACUGCUUUGUUUUUACAAGGUGCGAAGGGAGAUAAAGCCACGCCUGAAUAUUUUCCUGAGGCUCCAGCUGCCCCCACUUGAAGACAGUGCCCAGCCUCACCUUUGGUUUGACUCAUUUCCUGUGUACAAUUCUUUUUCUCCCCCAGAAGAUGGAAGAAUGAGCCCUUCCCCCCCGUUGCCAUGGGACACCUCGGGAAAACGGAGAGAGGGUGUUGUGAGAAAUCAAUUCUCCUGACUACUCGGGUCCCUGGCUCUGCUGUGUUUAUCAUCACCGUCCAUUCCUCCUCUGUGGGGUGGUUUUCAGUUCUUGCCAGGUCUAUUUAUAAACUGUAAAGAAAGUAAGGGAUGUGAAAGCAGACCCUCCUGGCCCUGAGAAGGAAAGGUGGAAAUCCAACCAUCUGGAGAUAUAUCACCAGCUCCCCAGCAGUUAAAAAUAAAAACGCUUUCAGAUAAGCACACCCCUUUUUCUGCCUAGGAACUCAUAAUUCUUUCCAAUUCAGUUCCCCUAAAUUUACAGACAGGGAAACUGGACCCAGAUAGACUAAGCACUCUGACUGUAGUUGUCCAGGGUGGUGGGAGACUAGACCCCAAGAUCCCAGGCCCCCCAAGCAGGGCUCUUUCCACCAAGCAGCUCUGCUUUUCCAUCCCGUCCCCCCCAGCGGCCGUGUCUCCACUCCUCUCAGACCACCUACAGCUCCCAGAACAUCUUUGGAGGCAGUAGGCGCUCCUGAACCUGGGAUGCAUUCCUGGGAGGACAGAUGCUUCGGGAAGGACUGCCUAGGGGCUGGCCUGUCCGGCAAGCCCUGCCCCUCCUUCGGGUCCCUCCCCUCCACGCACAUGGACCCUUCCCCUGGUGCUUGAGCCAAGGGUGAGGGGCGCAGCUAGUCUCAGGGUCGCUCCCAGAUCCCAGCCAGAUCUUGCUGAGUGUCAUUAUGUUGGUUUGCUUACCCUGAAGGGUCGUAAAGCAGCAGGACAAACAAGGACAGGAUCAGAAGCCGAGACGAAAUCUGAGCCUCGGCCUGACCACUUCGUAGCAGCAGCUGUGUGGCCUGGGUUGGCCGCAUACAUUCUCUGAACCUGAGUUGCCUCAACAGUCAGACUGACCCGUGCGGUCAGGGGCAUGGACUUUGGGUUCCAGCAAACCGGGAUGGAAUCCCAAUAUUAUCACAUACCAACUGUGUGGCCUCGGGCAACUUAAGACUAACGGUCUGAGCCUCGAUUUCCUUAUUCUGUAAGGCAGAGAUACCAAUAAAAAUCUCAGCUUUCCCAGGACAGAUGGGGGGUUGGGGGGUUGGCAAGGUGUGCAGGGAUCCUGGCUUACUAUGUACCAGGCACUGAGAUGCACUCUCCUCUAACAUCUGAGAUCGUCCCUUCUCUCUGGCCUUCUAGGUCCUCCUUUCCAUCUCAUCACCAGCCCACCCCUUGUGCCUUUGACACAGUGGGGCUGGAAGUUAACGAUGGGUGGCGCCAGUCGUGGUGGCAGGAAAUGAUUCUGAGGUCGGGUGAUCUCAGAUGUCUGACAUCACCACCACCAUCAUCACUAUCAUCACCAUACUCACCAUCAUCAUGGCUAAACUUGAGGACUGAAAGAGUCAUUAAAAAUGAUCUCUUCGGGGGCUUCCCUGGUGGCGCAGUGGUUGGGAGUCCACUUGCCGAUGCAGGGGACACAGGUUCGUGCCCCGGUCCGGGAAGAUGCCACAUGUCGUGGAGCAACUAGGCCCGUGAGCCGUGGCCGCUGGGCCUGCGCGUCCGGAGACUGUGCUCCGCAACGGGAGAGGCUGCGACAGUGAGAGGCCUGAGUACCGCGAUGAAGAGUGGCCCCCACUCGCUGCAACUAGAGAAAGCCCACGCACAGAAACGAAGACCCAACACAGCCAAAAAUAAAAUAAAUUAAUUAAUUAAAAUUUUUAAAAAGCUAAAAAAAAAAUGAUCUCUUCAAUCUCCUCAGUUUUACAGGCAAGGAAACCAAGGCUGUUCUCAAAGUCCCCAGAUACCAGAUCCUAAUCCUACAUUUCUGCCACCCUAUUGCAUCGCCCUCCCAAUAAAAGUAAUACAAUUUCAAAUACACGAACAAUUUUGUAUGAUGCUGAGUAUUUAUGGGACCGUUUUCCUCUUUUCCAUCCUGGCCUCCCAACAAGCCCAUCAGGAGGUCAGGCAGAUAUUAAUACCUUCAUUUUCUGACGGGGCUGCAGAUGGACUGUGGCUUUUCCAAUGCUGAGGAGGAACUGACAUGGCAGCUCUUCAGACUCACCGUGCAGCACGG
Orcinus orca (killer whale) is the source of this 7496-nucleotide messenger RNA. RefSeq names its product myosin-13. The record is from RefSeq and is a predicted model, not a curated record. Gene Ontology annotation, molecular function: ATP binding; cytoskeletal motor activity; actin filament binding. Gene Ontology annotation, cellular component: myosin complex. Lineage: Eukaryota; Metazoa; Chordata; Mammalia; Artiodactyla; Delphinidae.